AACACGGAGGUAUUUGGGACUCGGUUACGCGCAUGAGGCGGAUGAGUACCGGAUGUUGAGGAAGUAGGAGAAGAAGUAUGGGGAAGAAGAAGGGCCGCGGUGAAGGGAGCGGACUCGGGAGAGCGUUAAUGAGGGAGAGGCUGAACGCAACGCGGGGACACCGAGGAACCGACACGUGGCUCCACACGAGCGAACUGAACGACGGCUACGACUGGGGCCGCCUGAACCUGCAGUCCGUAACGGAGCAGAGCUCUUUGGACGAUUUCUUGGCCACAGCCGAACUCGCAGGCACUGAAUUUACAGCAGAGAAGUUGAACAUCAGAUUCAUCCCAGCCGAAGCCAGGAGUGAAGUACUGACCCCUGAGGAGUCCAGGAGACUGAAGAAACUCCAUGAGGACAACCGGCAGUUCCUGCGCAUCCCACGGAGACCUCCAUGGGACGAGAACACGAGCCCCGAGGUCCUCCAGCGAGCCGAAAGAGACGACUUCCUGACAUGGAGACGAGAGCUGGCAAGGCUGGAGGAGGAACAGAAGCUGAUUCUUACCCCUUUUGAGAGGAACCUUGAUUUUUGGCGACAGCUUUGGAGAGUAAUCGAGAGGAGUGACGUCGUGGUUCAAAUAGUCGACGCCAGAAACCCUUUGCUGUUCCGAUGUCCGGAUCUAGAGAAAUACGUCACCGAGGUCUCCGGUCACAAGGUGAACAUGCUGCUGUUAAACAAAGCGGAUCUGCUGACCCGAGAGCAGCGUCGUGCCUGGGCCGAGUAUUUCCAAAAAGAAGGCAUCAGGGCAGUGUUCUGGUCCGCGUUGGCCGAGGCACUCCGACUGGAUGCUGAAGAAAAGGGAGAAGAUCUCGAGGAGCCGAGCGAUACAGAAAGCAGAGACGCAGAGACGGCGUCAGUUCCCCACGGCGCACCCGAGCCCUCGCAGGAAACGAGUCAAGAGGAUGACGACGAUGACGAAUCAACGGCGAGUUUCGAGGACUGCACUUCCGAGGUAGACUGGCAAACCUGCUCGGAGCCAUCAGGAGACGAAGAGGAGAACGAGAACGGGAGUGAGCCGUCUUCGGAUCGCGCGCCUUUCCGUAACUCGAGCCAUCUGCUGCGCAAAGACGAACUGCUAGAAAUAUUUAAAGCUGCGCAUUCCGGCCCCAGGUGUAAGACGGGUCAACUCACGGUCGGGCUGGUGGGCUAUCCUAACGUGGGCAAAAGCUCCACCAUCAACACCAUCUUUAGGAAUAAGAAGGUCUCUGUGUCGGCUACACCUGGACACACCAAGCACUUUCAGACGUUGUUUGUCGAGCCAGGCCUUUGCCUGUGUGACUGUCCUGGCUUAGUCAUGCCUUCCUUCGUGUCCACCAAAGCUGAGAUGAUCUGUAGCGGGAUUCUCCCCAUUGACCAGAUGCGAGACCACGUCCCGGCCACCUCUCUCGUUUGUCAGACAAUUCCACGCGCAGUGCUGGAGGGAACCUACGGCAUCAACAUUGUCCGACCCAGAGAGGACGAAGAACCAGAUCGACCUCCUACCUAUGAAGAGCUGCUCUCUGCUUAUGGAUAUAUGAGGGGCUUCAUGACGGCACACGGUCAGCCGGACCAAUCCCGAUCCGCGCGCUACGUCCUGAAAGACUACGUUAGCGGGAAGCUGCUCUAUUGCCAUCCUCCUCCCUGCAUCAGCGCUAAAGAUUUCCAGCCCCAGCAUUUGAAGUUUGUAGAGAAAACCGUCGCGAGCGGUCCGUCUACGCGCACCAAUAAACCUCCCAAGGUCAAACAGAUCGAAAACACCGUCGAUAAAACCUUCUUUCACCAGGAAAACGUCCGGGCCCUGACGAAAGGCGUGCAGACGGUGAUGGGAUACAAACCCGGGAGCGGACCGCAAUCGCAGGCCAAAGCGGCCGCAGAACAGCAAACCGGGAAGCCGUGGAAAAAACACGGCAACAGGAACAAGAAGGAGAAAGUGAGGAGGCUCAACAAGCACCUGGACGCUUGAAGUUCGUAGUUCUGACAUGACCUUCAUCUUUGCGCCUCAUCCAAGAUGAUUUUGUGUUCAUGCCACAUUUAAUAAUAAAUCUAUUCAUAUAUUUA
Messenger RNA from Silurus meridionalis, 2077 nucleotides. It is a transcript of the gene lsg1, whose product is annotated as large 60S subunit nuclear export GTPase 1. Gene Ontology annotation, cellular component: cytosol. The coding region runs from base 78 to 1982 and encodes 634 amino acids. The record is from RefSeq and is a predicted model, not a curated record. NCBI's taxonomy places the organism in Eukaryota, Metazoa, Chordata, Actinopteri, Siluriformes, Siluridae. Gene Ontology annotation, molecular function: GTPase activity; GTP binding. Gene Ontology annotation, biological process: ribosomal subunit export from nucleus. The transcript has 14 exons.